GUAAUUCUAAAAAAAAAGAGGACGGAAAUAGGGCAGACCGGAAGACCUAAGCUCCCCCUUCCCAGUCUCCGCCGCCGCACCAAUCCCCUCCUACUUCUGUAGGCAAAGGACCUUGUUCGUUGGUCAUUUGGUUUCCAGCAAGGCUGCGAUUAUUUUGGGGCACAGAUGGUCGAAGAUGAUACGUCGGCUUCUCAAUGUGGUGGUGAAGAAUACUUCCACAGGCGUCCACUCGGUGCGGCGAAUCGACCCGUACAAGCAUCUCUUCUACGAAUCGGGAGGUGAGCCAGCAGCAUCGAUCGCAAACAAGGCCAAGGAUUGUGCUCUGGAAAUGCAAACCCUUUCUCUUCCCGAGCCAUCGGUGAGCUUCUCUCCAUCCCCGACCACUCUGCCGCUCAUGGGCGGCAUGGAUUUGUUCGCGCCCAUGGGCGGCGGCGAAGGCAGGAUCGUAGGCGCCAACGUGGCCGGCGAAAGCGUGCUGUACGAUGCCGACGAGCGCCUCUUCCUUCUUCUGCCCUGGAUCAACGAGCCCAAGGGGUGGAACCCCGUGUGUCUCUCCAUCCCCAUACCCGGCGCCGCCGAGAACAGCCUCUACGUCAUGGAGAGGUACCUCGGGCAGUCUAUGGAUGCAUAUGGCUCCAGCGAGGACUACACCGUUUCCUGCUUCGAGGUCCUUGAGCACGGGCCCAGGACCGGCGGCCAUGAGGUGCGCGAAAUGCAUAGAGGCUGGCGCUGGCGGGUUCUUCGGCCGCCUCCAUUCGUCCUCGAACCAGACUACCAACCCUCCGUCAUCGCCUCCUACACAAGCAUGGUUAACAAGACCAACAGGUGCUCCUUUCAUGUGAGGACACGCGCACUGGCACCUAUUCCUUUGACACAUCGAGGAACGUGGAGCAAUGGAUGCACGUCUGGGAGUGGACUCUGCCCUUUCAUGGGGAAGCCAAGUACAUCCCUGAGUUCAACCUAUGGUUCGGCUUCUCGGCAGACGGCCAUAAACACUUGUGCGCUCUGGACCUUUCUGCCAUGGAGGAGGACAAACAACCACCACCCAUUCUGCAGCACUUUGAGGAUCCGAACCCACCCGAGGAAGAGGGCUGGUGUGCAACGUCUUCUGAACUGGUAUACCUUGGCGAUGGCAAGUUUUGUGUUGCCAAGACUAUUGAGGUCGAUGAAACAUCUGGUGAGGAGUUUGCGGUGCUCACUGGCGUACAGAUUUUGCGCGGCGAUGACAAUGGCCUCCGCAUGAUCAAGCACAAGUCCACAUGUUACUCUUUUGUCAAGGACAUAAUCAACUGGGUACUUUGACGUAGUACUGUUGGUUUUGUUAUGCAUUCGCCUGUUCCCUUCCUACUACUAGAUGACAGUGAUGUAAGAACUCUUAGUUUUGUUAUGCAUUCGCCUGUCCCCUUCCUAUUAGAUGACAGUCAUGUAAGAACUCUUGGUUUUGUUAUGUAUUCGUCUGUCC
This is a messenger RNA of Triticum aestivum (bread wheat), 1462 nucleotides long. RefSeq lists its product as uncharacterized. Lineage: Eukaryota; Viridiplantae; Streptophyta; Magnoliopsida; Poales; Poaceae. Bases 176 to 1243 code for a protein of 355 amino acids. The record is from RefSeq and is a predicted model, not a curated record. The transcript has 2 exons.